GCCUGGACCUUUGUCUUCUUUUCUGGUGAAACUAUCUCCUACGACCUGAGUCCCAUAGGGUAGAUCGUAGUCGAUGCUUUUCGCCGGGAAAGCUCACCAUGGCUGGUGGGCCCUUGGGCCGUCAGUUCGACGUCAUCGAAGUCGAUCUUGAGGAUUCUCGGUUACGUCAACUCUGAUGCCCCCGUGUAUAAAAGACCUCUGGCUCACAGGGCUGGUGUUUUGGACAUGGCUCCAUCUUAACCACCUUCUCAGCGUUGCAAACAAAGCUCACUUGACCUUACAUCAUAACGAAGCAAUAAUCAACAUUCCAGAUAUUGUCACGAGCCAACGACACGACAACGCAAAUAUGGGCGAGUCCAAGCAAGAUAUCAUCGACAGGCGUCAGGCCAACCUUCCCCUCCCAGAACAGCCGCCCGUUGCGUCAGACUGGCAGUCUGCAGAUGCGAGGAACGUGAACGUCGGCUCAGGAAGGGUCCAAUCCGAUAUCUCGGCCGGCGACGCAGCCUCGACCGGCCUCAGAGAGCCAGCAACCGUUUCGGCAGGGGCCGACAUGAGUGGGAUUGGCAGGCAAGGAAAAGACAACCUGAAGGAGAAGCCCAAAGAUGCCCGGUCAUCUUGAGGCCGAGGGGUCAAGCUAUAGGAAUGUUGCUGUGCUUGGAAUCCUCGGGGGGAUAUAUGAUUGGUCCGUGCGUCUUUGCGGGUGUGUCAACGUGGCGCAUACCCAUCCGUGAAGGGUGAACUUCUGGAGAUAUCAGGGACAUUCUAGACUGCUACCAAGCCUUUUAACAUACCACAAUAAAGUAUUAGCCACCUUCUGAGA
Gaeumannomyces tritici R3-111a-1 is the source of this 820-nucleotide messenger RNA. RefSeq lists its product as hypothetical. The coding region runs from base 176 to 619 and encodes 147 amino acids. NCBI's taxonomy places the organism in Eukaryota, Fungi, Ascomycota, Sordariomycetes, Magnaporthales, Magnaporthaceae. The record is from RefSeq and is a predicted model, not a curated record. The transcript is spliced from 2 exons.